Messenger RNA from Rotaria sordida, 1665 nucleotides. The record is from the annotation of a GenBank genome assembly. Lineage: Eukaryota; Metazoa; Rotifera; Eurotatoria; Philodinida; Philodinidae.
AUGAUACAAUUCAAAGUGAGUGAUUUAGUCUAUGAUAGUCUUCUCGACUUGCUUAUUCUUUUAGUUACAGUUCGAGGUGCAACAAGUUCCAAUCGUUUCAAAGGUAUUCUUUUGCUUGCUAAAGAUACAUAUAGUCAAAACAUUUUGGGCAGUUGGUCAUCGAUCGAUUCAUCAGUUCAAGGUGUUUAUUGUGAUGGUACAUCACCCAAUGGCAUUACGCACACAUCAUCAACCACUAAAUCUCAAAUUCAAGCAAAUUGGAGUUCUCCAUCCACAGCAGCUCAAGGAAAUAUUAUUAUCAAUGUUUCAUCUACAACUAUCACUACAGUUUCGCAAUCAGCUAAUACUUCAAUAUCAUCAGUAGAUACCACUACUACAAUCAAUUCACAAGUGUCUGGUGCAGCACUGAAUCUGAAUUGGUCAUAUUUUGGCGGAAUAACAACUGUUGCAAUAGUUACCAACAAUCUUGGCACAUCCCAAUGGCUCGGCAUUGGCUUGUCGCUUGAUGAUAGAAUGGGUGAUGAUCAUGUUUUUGUAUGUAAACGCUUGAAUGACGAUACAAUUCAACUUCAACGUUUUAUCAAUCCCGGUGGUCAUAUACCUCCAACCAUAGUUACUGCUGACUCAAAUUAUGGUGGUACAUUUAAAGUAACUCGGAUAGCUCUAAAUAAUGACCUAGUCUAUUGUGAAUUUAUUCUAUCGAAUUUUACCACUACAACGGAUCGACGAAGAAAACGAAGCAUUGCUAUACUUUCACAAAGUACACAAUAUCGUAUUCUUGUGGCCAUAGGACAAUUAGAUAGUUCAAAUUCAUUAGUGCAACAUUCUUCGGUAACUGUGAAAACUCAAACGAUGCAACUCGAUCAAUCAGGAACAAUAACGACGAUCAAUAAUGAAGGAUCAGACGAUGAUAAAGCAAUUUUCUUACGAGCUCAUGGUAUUAUUAUGUUAUUUAUUUGGAUGCUAUUUGUUUCAACAGGUAUUCUAAUUGCUCGCUAUUUUAAACAAUCUUGGCCUACACGAAAACUUUGCGAUAAACCAAUAUGGUUUGCUGUUCAUAGAUCAAUUAUGAUUUUUUCAGCAAUAAUGACGCUAAUUGCAUUCGGACUUAUUCUUAGAUAUAAACGAGGUACAUGGGUUUCGCAAAGUCUAUCUCGUGAAUUUGCUCAUUCAAUCAUCGGUAUUCUUGUUAUUAGUGCUGCUAUUAUUCAACCAACGAUGGCUCUAUUUCGAUGCCAACCUGAUCAUCAAUAUCGAUUUAUUUUUAACUAUGCACAUGCCACCGUUGGCACUGGUGCAUUGAUUCUCUCAAUUGCAACUAUUUUUCUUGCUACUAUGUUUACUAUAUUUGAUUUUGUAAUGAACAAACCUUGGCGAUUUCUUUUGACAUGGAUAUUAUUAGAAUUUGUUAUAUUGAUUGGUUUCGAAUGUCUCGAAAUUUUCUAUCGCAACAAUUGGCCACCAUUUAACGUUCAAAACAGAACUGAACUUUUGCAAAUGAAUGUUCGUGAUAAUGGUAGCGAAGCAACGUCGUCGAUCAAUGAUCGAUCAUCUUCAAGAGAUAUACUUAAGGAGCGAUUGAAAACUCUCCUUCUGAUACUUCAUAUUCUGAUUGCAUUUGGUCUUUCGCUUACGCUCGCUUACGGCGCUGGACACAUUUCUUAA